AGGCCAUAGUCAACCACGCUGGCCAAGUGUGGGAUAGUUGAAGUAAUUUUUAUAUAUAUAGUAAAUAGCAUAUAGUCAGAAAAGGUCUUAAAAUGGUUGGUGCAUCUGAUAAAUGCACAUUUGGUAUUCGUAUGCCUAUCAACGUUCACAUGCUCAAUGCAAUCAUUGCCAGAGAGGUUAAACAUUUCCGCAACUACAAAACAUAUAGACCUAAUUUUGGAGCUCUACCAGUAUCUGGAAAAUUCCAUGCUGCUCACGACAUUCAAAUAGAAACAGAGAAUCUAAAGUUAAAGGUUGACGAUUACUGCAAGGAGGUGACGAAGGCCAGAUCAAUGGGACCUCGCAGUAAAUAUUCAACUCCGGUUACAUCUAAUCACGAAUAUGGUUGGCAUUACAAACCUUUAAUAAAUUUAGAUCGUAACGACCGCCGCUUCUACCAACCAAUCACUGAAAGCGAUGAUACAAAGAUAGAAAUUAUUAUUCACAUGUCCAAUCCAAAGAGCAAAUUGAAAACGUAACAAAUAAUAUUAAAAGCUUUACAUAUUUCUGCCUCUUUUUAGUCAAAGAGAAUGAAAAGGAUAGCAAUAUAUUAAUACAAGUGUGUAGAUUUGAA
Messenger RNA from Papilio xuthus (Asian swallowtail), 613 nucleotides. Its product is annotated as protein FAM183A-like. The transcript is spliced from 4 exons. Bases 93 to 518 code for a protein of 141 amino acids. The record is from RefSeq and is a predicted model, not a curated record. Lineage: Eukaryota; Metazoa; Arthropoda; Insecta; Lepidoptera; Papilionidae.